Linum trigynum is the source of this 816-nucleotide messenger RNA. The record is from the annotation of a GenBank genome assembly. NCBI's taxonomy places the organism in Eukaryota, Viridiplantae, Streptophyta, Magnoliopsida, Malpighiales, Linaceae.
AUGGAGGUCAGAAUUGUAUCCAGAGAGCUAGUGAAGCCAUAUUCCCCUGAAACCGUAAAAACAAAACCUCCACACAAGCUCUUCCUCUUCGACCAGCUCUUCCCCUUAACCUACACCCUACUCAUCCUCUUCUACGCCAACCCUGAAACCCCAAAUCUCCGAUCCACCGACCGCUUCAUCGCCCACCUGAAGCGCUCUCUUGCCGAGACUCUGACCGUCUACUACCCUUUCUCUGGCAGGACGAAUUCGAGCAAUUUGCUCAUCGACAGGUUCGGGGAAGGCAUCCCGUUCAUCCAUGUCAAGGUCGAAAGCUGCCGCCUUUCCGAUUUCCUCAAACGCCGGGAACCGGAAAACCUCAACUGUCUCCUCCCUCGAGCUCCCUUCCGUCGAGAAAGCGUCGAAUUCGACUCCCCUGUUUUGGAGAUGCAGGUCUCUGUUUUCGCAUGCGGCAGAAUCGCCCUCGGAUGGGCCGCUUCACACAAAUUGAUCGACGGAUUCACUAUGAUAUCCUUCCUCAAGGCCUUCUCCGCUGCCUCCCGCGGCGGCCGAGAUAAGGCGGAGCUCCUCUCUGCCGCCCCGCCCUGUUUCGGCCGGGCGGCGGAGCUGUUCCCGCCGAGGGAAGCUUUCCCUGAAAACUACCGCAAUCUGAUGGAAACCCUCUGGUUUAUAAAAGGAAACUACGUGACCCGGCGAUUCAUUUUCGAUUCCGAGUCUAUUUCGAAGCUGAGAGCCGUAGCAUCGGCGGCGGGAGGAAAAACAAAGCAAGAACAGGGGAAGGAAAAAAUCAAGCUGUCGAGAGUCGAGGCUGUUGAGUAA